This is a messenger RNA of Acaulospora morrowiae, 732 nucleotides long. The record is from the annotation of a GenBank genome assembly. Lineage: Eukaryota; Fungi; Glomeromycota; Glomeromycetes; Diversisporales; Acaulosporaceae.
AUGUCAUCAACCAACGAAGAAUCUACUACUGGCCCCAAGUUACCUAUCUCAAGGAAUAGCAGGAAAGCAUUUUUCAGCUUUUCCAAUGGUGCGACAUCCUUCCAACAAGGAUGCUUGGGUGAACAGCAAGCUACGAUAUCAGGGGUAUUAAACAUCAGAUACACCGACAAGAAGCCGAUAUUUGCUAAAAAGAUUGAAAUAUCUUUUGUUGGCAAAGAGUAUGCCUUCUUCAGAGGAACGGUGUCAGAGGAUCAAAAAACCAAAAAUGAUGAUGAUGAAAUUUCAGAUGAUGAGAUUUCGGAUGACGAGAUUCCCGAAGAUGACGGCACCUUUUCCACUCAUACUGCCAAACGAAAAAUUUUCGAAACGUCUGUUUGCAUAUGGAAGUCACAGAGCAAAGGUUCAUAUGAGGGCGUAAAAUUUUUGGAUUUGCCUUUCAAAUUUCAACUUCCCGAUAACCUUCCACCUUCGAUAUGCAUGGAUAGAGGUUGGGGGAGGAUUUACUAUAUGUUGAAAGCAGUCAUUUCUCGUCAGCCAAUAAACCCUGACAGUAAUAAGAGUAGGAAGAUGAUCAAAAUGAUGGUCCCGGUUGUUCGUUAUACCGCCACCCCAUCACCAACCCCUUCUCGCUGGUUCGCCAAAGAAGAGGGACCGGUCGUAACUCGUUCAGUGUGUUAUGAUGUGUCUUUGGAUCGUGAAACUUUUGGUCCCGGAGGAACCGUAACUGUUCCG